Striga asiatica is the source of this 720-nucleotide messenger RNA. The record is from the annotation of a GenBank genome assembly. NCBI's taxonomy places the organism in Eukaryota, Viridiplantae, Streptophyta, Magnoliopsida, Lamiales, Orobanchaceae.
AUGGAUUUAGAAUCAUCUCCAAAGAGCCCAGAUGACACGGAGAUCGAAACCCCGCCACACGGCGGAGCGUCACUCAAGCGCCGCCACCACGCGCCGCCGGCGUUGUACAAGGAGUGCAUGAGGAACCACGCGGCCGCCAUCGGCGGCCACGCCGUGGACGGCUGCGGCGAGUUCAUGCCGCCUCCCUCCUCCGCCGCCGGCGACCUGCGGUGCGCCGCCUGCGGCUGCCACCGGAGUUUCCACCGCCGAGGGUCUCCCCCCGCCAUCACGCCGCCGUUCCUCGACUUCCGCCGCCCGCCGCCGCCCAAGAGGUUUUCCCUCUCCCCGCCGACGACGGCGGCGCGGUCGUUCCUCGGGGAGGAGAGCCAGCCGGCGCCGGUGACUCCGACGGCGGAAAACCCGGCCUGCCGUAAGCGGUUCCGGACGAGGUUCAGCCAGGAGCAGAAGGAGAAGAUGCAUCGGUUCGCGGCAGCGAUGGGGUGGCGGAUGCAGAAAUCCGACGAUGCGGCGGUGAGGGAGUUCUGCCGGGAGGUUGGGGUCACUAAAGGGGUGCUCAAGGUGUGGAUGCACAAUAACAAGAACACGUUCGUGAAGAAAGAGGCCGGAAACAAUGGCGGAUUAAUCAGCUUCGAGAAUGUCGGCGCCGGCGGUGGUAUUCAGAACGAGAGUGUGAAUGGAACGCAUUUUAGUGGCGGCCGCGGGUCGUCUUCGUCAUCAUGA